Messenger RNA from Poecilia reticulata (guppy), 603 nucleotides. Lineage: Eukaryota; Metazoa; Chordata; Actinopteri; Cyprinodontiformes; Poeciliidae. The record is from RefSeq and is a predicted model, not a curated record.
GGGUGCCGUACGAAGGAGCCCACACUCAGGAGGCCUUUGGUUGGAAAUCUGUGCAUCAGCUCAGCUGUUUUCUGUCACUGGAAGUUAAAUAUUUAUUUGUUCCUUGUCCGUCUUUUUCCUAACGCUGGAAUGACUCAGACCUCUUCUUCAUWAUCAGCCUGUAUAACUGGGUAGUCCAGAUUUCCCCGACCUCUUCCGCCCUUCUCUAAUCCCAGUCUCAGUCAUCUCUGUCCCUCCUGUUUGUUUGUCGACGCUGGUUUCCCCCGAACACAUCAGGACACGGAGUUUUAAAAAAAUGUCCUGGACGUAUGCAACCCUCCUGGCUCUCCUUGCAGUGCUGCUUGCACUGAGCUUGUCUCCAGAGACAGCCGAAUCUGCAGCUGUGGAUAGCAGCACGAGAAAUGCAAAAAGUCCAGCAGGUCAGCUGAGGAGGAUCUUCAUGAAAGAAGCUGAUGCCUCCAACUUCUUCAGGAAGCGCACCAGGCGAGCUGUGAAAUCCACGGACGAGAUCAAUGGUGAGUUUGGUGCAAAGUGUCUGGUCAGAGAGGCGGAGGCGUAUCGCUGCAUGUGGAUACGCUAAGGUGGUCACUGUGGGAAUCUGUG